Molecule: messenger RNA, 460 nt
Organism: Silurus meridionalis
Lineage: Eukaryota; Metazoa; Chordata; Actinopteri; Siluriformes; Siluridae
Product: fatty acid-binding protein, heart-like
Exons: 4
Coding region: 1-402 (133 amino acids)
Biological process (GO): fatty acid transport
Cellular component (GO): cytosol; nucleus
Molecular function (GO): fatty acid binding
Source: RefSeq, a predicted model, not a curated record
AUGGCAGAGGCUUUCAUUGGCAAAUGGAGACUUACAAGCUCCGAGAAAUACGAUGAGUACAUGAUAGCCAUUGGCGUUGGACAAGUUACACGCAAAAUGAGCAACGCUGCCACACCAAUUAACACCAUUUCCAUGGAUGGUGAAUUGAUCAAAAUAUCAACAUCCACAACCUUCAAGAACACAGAAAUUAUGUUCAAGUUGGGGGAGGAGUUUAAUGAGACUACAGCUGAUGGCCGUGAAGUCAAGUCAUUGGUGACCCUUGAUGGGAACAAACUGAUCCAUGUUCAGAAGUGGGAUGACAAAGAGACGUCUCUUGUCCGAGAAGUUAAUGGGGACAGUCUCACACUGACACUAACUUUUGGUGACGUGGUCUCAACACGAUCCUUCAUGAAAGUAGAAUGAAGUUCCUCACAACUGUCUCAACAGCCAUGUCCUAAAAAUAAAAAAAAACCUCAGCUUA